This is a messenger RNA of Geodia barretti, 1053 nucleotides long. The record is from the annotation of a GenBank genome assembly. NCBI's taxonomy places the organism in Eukaryota, Metazoa, Porifera, Demospongiae, Tetractinellida, Geodiidae.
AUGCUAAAAUAUUUUAACGAGUUUGCCAAAUCACUGAGGCUCAAGUACAAUCGGGCACAGUACAGAAACAAAAAACGCCGAACUGUAAUCCCACCGCCACCCACCACCACAACAACAAUUUACAGACAAAUGAAAUUUCUCCCCCCAACGAAGCCAGAUACAGUCGUAACCAGAUAUUCGGGCUUUGGCCAACUGGAAACCUACAUCAACAAUACCAAGCAGAAUAUGGUCAACAACCUAGAAAAAAUCGCACACACGUCAAAAUCUAACCUCACUGCAGCACAGAAGACAGCCAUGCAGCAACUGAAGAAAGUGCGGCACGCAGUCAUAAUCAAACUGGCCGACAAAAACUUAGGGGUAGUCCUCAUGGACACCAAUGACUACGUGACACAAUGCCUAGUACAUUUAACAGACAACAAAACGUACAGGCUAAUCGCAAAGUACCCAGCUCAGGAUAUUAGACGGCAGCUAUUAGACACCCUCGCCAACCACAAGCAAGUGCUAAGCUCACAUGACAAAAGAUUUUACAAGUACCUAUGCGAACCUACCAACAACACCCGCGUCCCAAGGUUCUAUGGCAUCCCCAAGAUACACAAGGAGUUCACGAAAUCUCCUCCACUGCGCCCAAUAGUUUCCCCGACCUUAUCGUUAUUAUUUCCCUCAGCGAAAUUUAUUGACCAUGUCCUUCAACCAAUAGCACGCUCGUACCCAGACUACCUCCACGACUCCUCCACCCUUUCAGUCACACUACAGGACCUGACAGUCCCCGAUAAUGCCAUUCUAGUCACAAUGGACGUUACCAGCCUAUACCCGUCUAUCCCACAAGAGGAAUGUCUUCAAGUUAUCUACAAUGAACUCCACACCAACCGGCACCUUUUAGCCUUUGACCCCAAUCUAGUCAUCAAGCUACUACACGUUAAUAUGAACAACACCUAUUUCACCUGGAGGCCUAACCUAUCAACAGAUAAGUGGCACGGCCAUGGGGGCACCAUUCUCACCCACCAUUGCAAAUAUAUAUAUGUCAGUGACAUUAAGCAGGUUCUUAAAUCUUAA